Messenger RNA from Trichosurus vulpecula (common brushtail), 1944 nucleotides. RefSeq names its product apolipoprotein L3-like. Lineage: Eukaryota; Metazoa; Chordata; Mammalia; Diprotodontia; Phalangeridae. Gene Ontology annotation, molecular function: lipid binding. The record is from RefSeq and is a predicted model, not a curated record. Bases 244 to 1011 code for a protein of 255 amino acids. Gene Ontology annotation, cellular component: membrane; extracellular region. The transcript is spliced from 3 exons. Gene Ontology annotation, biological process: lipoprotein metabolic process; lipid transport.
AUAUGCUACAGGUUGGACAGCAUCAUCUCUCAGAGACUUUGUUCCAUUCCAUCCUGCUGGCUGGCUGAACAGACCCUGGAGAGAUAAGGAGAUGGAGGCAUGAAGUGAAGCACUGACUUGCCCAAGCUCACACAGGUGUACGUACGUACCUGAGAGAAGAUUUGAACUCUUGUCUUCUGUCUUCUUGACUCCAGGGGUGAAGCCGAUUGACUGUCUGACACCCUGCACCUAGAAUACAAAAGCAUGGAUGGUGCUGAUGAAGAUCUGACGUACGAAAACAUGCAGACUGAAGUGAAAAAGUUUUUGAAGGCUUUUCCCGACACAAAACUGCAACUAGAAAAACUUAUCAAAGAGCUUCGCUGCUUGGCAGACAAAAUUGACAAGGUUCACAAGAAUUGCACCAUUACCGGUGUAGCAGCCAGCUCCACGGGUGCCAUCUCGGGCCUCCUGACCAUAGCAGGGUUUGCUCUUGCCCCUGUAACAGCAGGAGGGAGCUUGGCCCUCUGCAUGUCUGGGACGGGAUUGGGAGUCGCAGCUACUUUGACUGGUAUUGCUGCAAGUGUUAUUGAUAUUAGCAGUGACUCACAGGGGAAGAAAGAGUUAGAUGAGGUUGAGGGAAAGAUAAAAGGUAUUGUGGAACCUCUAACUAUAUUGAUAAGUGGAAUUGUUGGUGCAAUGAGGAGCCUGAGUAAAUCCUUCCAUGAUGUCAUCCCAAACGCCCGUGCCUUGGGCCUGGUCAAAUCCAGCCCAGGCUUGAUCAACAAGAGUUUUACAGGCACAGUAUUGGCCAUGACCAAAAAAGCCAGGAUAAGGGGUGCAAUGUUUGCAGGAGUUUUUGUUCUAAUGGAUAUAGCUGCCGUUGUGCAAGAUUCCAUGCAUUUAUCAAAGGGGGCAAAGGCUCCAACAGCAACAAAACUGAGGGAGAAAGCUCAGAAUUUGAAAGAGAAACUGCAGGAGCUUUCUGAGAUCUAUGAGACCCUGCAGGAAAUGGAGACGCAAUCGACAACCUAAAAGCAGUAGGCUGGGGCAGUCUAUGGACAAUGGAUGAGGGUGUCCUAGGAGAAGAACGAAGGGAACCCUAUUUUAGGUUCAGGUUUUUGAGACCGAAUAUCUGAAUUUAGUCCUGUAUCUGUAUCAUGCUAGCUGAAAGACUCUGAACAAGCCACUUUGGAAGCCAAGGGUUGAGAGUUGAAUGGAUGCUUACAGUUCAAUUCUUCUAACUGACUUAUCUUACAGACCAGUUCAAUUACUGUUAACUGCCUGGGGAAGGGAGGGGGCAGGGCAGUGCAGAUGGAAGAAGGGAAUGAUUUGCCCACAAUGAUACUGUCACUUUAUGAGCAUUUUAGUUAUUUAGAAUGAGAUUUCCCUUUUUUUAAAAUUGCCUCUUAGAUUUUGCUAUCAUAUCCAUUGUAGUUGACUUUUGAGGGUUUGUUUUGUAACUUGCAACUUUGCUAAGAGCUAUUGUCUCAAUCAGUAUCUUUGCUGAUUCUUUAGGAUUUUCCAAGUAUAUUGUCAUAUCUUCAGCAAACUGUGAAAGUUUUAUGGUUACAUAUAGGUAUAUAUGUAUAUACAUAUAUAGUCACACACACAUAUAUACAUACAUACACACACAUACUUUGAGAGCUCUGUCAAGUAAUUGUCAGGAGAGUGGGCAUCCUCACUUUACUCCUUUAUUUCUAGGAAAAGGUUCAAGUGCAUCCCUAUUACAUAUGAUCCUAGUAGCUCUGGCAUGCUCUUCAUGGCAUUUUUUAAAGGUUCCUCACUGAGUGAAGUGAGCAGAACCAGAACACUGUACACUGUAACAGCCACAUUGUUCAAUGACUGCCUUUAUGGAUUUGGUUCUUCUCAGCAAUGCGAGGAUCUAAGACAACUCCAAAGGACUCAUGAUGGAAAAUACUAUCCACAUCCAGAGAAAGAUUUACAGAGUCUGAAUGCACAUCAAAG